AUGGCUGGCGAGCACAGGCUCUUGCUGCACAACGCCCAACAGCUGGUGCUCAUCUGCACCAAAGGCGAGAAGUACCUGCUGCAGGCGGGCAUGCAAAGCCUGGCCGUGCUGGACAAUGCCAGCGUGGUGAUCGGCAAAGAUGGCUGUAUAAAAGCUGUAGGCCAUGCAGAUGCUAUUCACCAGCAAUUUUCAGAAGCAUCAUUUGAAAAAAUUAUUGACUGUUCUGGGAAAUGCAUAUUGCCAGGUUUGGUAGAUGCACAUACCCAUCCAGUGUGGGCUGGUGACAGGGUUCAUGAGUUUGCAAUGAAGCUGGCAGGUGCUUCCUACAUGGAUAUUCAUCAAGCUGGAGGGGGAAUACAUUUUACUGUGGAACACACCCAGAAAGCCUCAGAAGAGGAGUUGUUCAAUACUUUCAGACACCGACUGCUGCGUAUGCUCAGAGCAGGAACCACUUUGGCCGAAUGCAAGAGUGGAUAUGGUUUAAACCUAGAAACCGAGCUUAAAAUGCUCAGGGUGAUUGAACAGGCUAGACGGUUACUGGAUAGCAACAUUUCCUCUACGUACUGUGGAGCUCAUUCUGUGCCUAAAGGGAAAAAUGCUACUGAAGCCACAGAUGACAUUAUCAAUAACCAUCUCCCUAAACUAAAGGAGCUGAACCUAAGUGGUGAAAUACAUGUUAAUAACAUAGAUGUGUUUUGUGAGAAAGGUGUCUUUGAUCUGAAUUGUACCAGAAGAAUUCUUCAGGCUGGAAAAGAGAUAGGGUUACAGAUUAACUUCCAUGGUGAUGAACUCCAUCCAAUGAAAUCUGCAGAGCUCGGAGGUGAACUAGGAGCCCAGGCUAUAAGUCACCUGGAAGAAAUUAGUGAUGAAGGCAUCGCUGCAAUGGCAAGUGCAAAGUGUGCGGCUGUCCUUUUACCAACCACUGCCUACAUGCUGAGACUGAAGCAACCUCAAGCAAGGAGAAUGUUAAAAGAAGGGGUUAUAGUUGCUCUUGGCAGUGAUUUUAACCCUAAUGCGUACUGUUAUUCAAUGCCCAUGGUAAUGCACUUGGCCUGUGUAAACAUGAAAAUGUCAAUGAAUGAGGCUUUAGCAGCUGCCACCAUUAACGCAGCUUAUGCUCUUGGAAGAUCCGAUAUGCAUGGCUCCAUAGAGAAUGGCAAACAGGGAGAUCUCAUUAUCAUUAAUUCAUCAAGAUGGGAGCACUUGAUUUACCAGUUUGGGGGACAUCAAGAAUUGAUUGAGUAUGUUAUUGUUAAAGGAAAAGUUAUCUACAAAAAUGAAAGUGUUAUGGGCUACUAAGUACUUACUGAA
Gopherus flavomarginatus (Mexican gopher tortoise) is the source of this 1311-nucleotide messenger RNA. It is a transcript of the gene AMDHD1, whose product is annotated as amidohydrolase domain containing 1. Bases 1 to 1299 code for a protein of 432 amino acids. The record is from RefSeq and is a predicted model, not a curated record. Lineage: Eukaryota; Metazoa; Chordata; Testudines; Testudinidae. The transcript has 9 exons. Gene Ontology annotation, cellular component: cytoplasm. Gene Ontology annotation, molecular function: imidazolonepropionase activity.